Messenger RNA from Bipolaris oryzae ATCC 44560, 2112 nucleotides. RefSeq lists its product as uncharacterized. The record is from RefSeq and is a predicted model, not a curated record. The transcript has 2 exons. Lineage: Eukaryota; Fungi; Ascomycota; Dothideomycetes; Pleosporales; Pleosporaceae. The coding region runs from base 1 to 2112 and encodes 703 amino acids.
AUGCCACCACUCCCAGACUUCUCUGAGAACCCCUUCCAAACCCGCCCUCAAUUCCAAGCCGCAGCCUUAACUUUACUCAACGCACUACACCCCUUCCACUCCCCAGGCGGUGCGCGCAUCAAACUCGCCUUAGCAACCGGCACGCACUUUGACGAUGUCGCCGCGCAACUCGAAGGCUUUGCACGCCCUCUCUGGGCCAUUGGCGCCUUAGCGCACGCAGACACUUUGAGUCCUGCUGAAAAAACCGAAAUUAUCGAGCCGUUUGCUAGAGGGUUAGCCAACGGGACGGACCCGAACCAUGAAGAGUACUGGGGCCCCGUCGUCCUGCGCGACCAACGCAUGGUGGAAAUGGAAAUCAUUUCUUUUGCGCUGCUGGCGGCGCCGGAGACGCUGUUUUAUUCGCAGACGGAGCAAGCAAAAGUGAAUAUCACUACUUGGCUCAAAACAAUUAAUGGCAAGGAUUUCCCCACGACGAAUUGGCUGUGGUUUAGGGUUAUGACGAAUUUGGCGCUGGUACGCGUGUGUGGUGUACCGCGGGAAGAGGUGCUGGGGGCUAUGCAGGCGGAUUUGGAUCUCAUGGAGGAGUUUUAUAGGGGGGAAGGGUGGGCGGCGGAUGGCAUGUGGGGGGAUGAGGGACGCCAGGCGGAUUAUUACUCGGGAAGCUUUGCGAUUCAGUUUUCGCAGCUAGUGUAUGUGAAGAUGGCGGCGGAGCUGGAUCCGGAGCGGUGCGAGCGGUUUCGAAGGAGGGCGAGGGAGUUUGCGGGGAGUUUUUGGAGGUAUUUUGAUGGUAAUGGCGCUGCUAUUCCGUUUGGCCGCAGUCUCACAUACCGCUUUGCAUUCGCAGGAUUCUGGUCCGCCAUCGCCUUCGCAGACGUCUCUCUGCCCGCACCUUUGGACGACUGGGGCGUAAUCAAAGGCCUCCUCCUCCGUCACUUCCGCUGGUGGGCCACCAAACCAGAUAUCUUCAAUAGCGACGGCACCCUCACUAUCGGCUUCGCCUACCCAAACAUGUACCUGGGUGAAGACUACAACAGCCCGCAAUCCCCAUAUUGGGCCAUGAAAUCCUUCCUCGCACUCUCCCUCCCAUCAUCCCACCCCUUCUGGACGUCCGAGGAAAAACCACUACCAAACCACACUCCCCUUGCUAUCGUCCCAGUCAAACCACCAAUGCACAUCCUCUGCAACACCCCAAACCACCACUUCCUCCUUUCCACCGGCCAAUUCUGCCCCUGGCCCCUCAAAGCCACAGAGGCCAAAUACGGAAAAUACGCAUACUCCUCUCACUUCACCUUCAGCGUUCCCACCGGUCCUCUACUUCCGCAACUCGCCCCAGACAGCACGCUCGCACUAAGUAAAGACGGUGGCGACACAUGGCGCGUACCGUGGAAAGUGCAAUCCCCGCGUUUCGACACCGUAGACCUGCUGCACAAUGACGAGGUGUCGGAAACGGUGCCUGCGCUGCGCAGCGAGUGGAAGCCGUGGAUGGAUGCAGACAUAAUAGUGUCAACGCUGCUUAUUGCGCCGUGUAAGCGUUGGCCGGAUUGGUAUGUACGGUGGCAUAGUAUCAGGAAUCACGGUGCGAGUGAUGUGCCGUUGAGGGCUGUGCAGGGCGGGUUUGCGAUUCAAGGACGGGGGUGGAGGAAAGGGGAGGUGCUUCCGGAACUCGGUAGUGUAUCGGAGUUUAAGAGUGCUAUUGUGCAGCGAGACCAGGUGUUGUUCCUGGAAGGUACAGUGACAGAUGGGGAUUCGGCGGUUAUAUGUUCGGAUGCGGGUGCGAGUGGUGUUCGCAUGUUGAGGUUACAGGACGAGCAGCAACGACCUGGUAUAACGCGGCAGUGGGCGCAGAGUCUCAAGCCAGAUGCUAAUACGAAUUUGGUGUGGCAGCGGACUCUUAUACCGACAGCUGGUGUAGAUGCUGUUGUUAGGUGUUCGGCGGUUGAUCCUGAACCCGUGCUCUUUGGCUGCGCAGUAUUCGCGUUGGCGUUGACAGAGGAUAGAGUGGAGACAUAUGCUCAGAGAUUGGACAUAGAGAAACUUUGGACGGAUGCACCAAUUGUUGCCAUUGGAAAUGAAAACGCCACUUGUAGUGAGUGGUAUCUAAGAGUUGAGUAG